This is a messenger RNA of Conger conger (European conger), 3308 nucleotides long. Its product is annotated as ephexin-1. Gene Ontology annotation, biological process: activation of GTPase activity. Bases 350 to 2821 code for a protein of 823 amino acids. The record is from RefSeq and is a predicted model, not a curated record. Lineage: Eukaryota; Metazoa; Chordata; Actinopteri; Anguilliformes; Congridae. Gene Ontology annotation, molecular function: guanyl-nucleotide exchange factor activity; protein binding. The transcript has 15 exons.
GCUGGCUGAGGCAACACACACAAAAUCCGCACCGUCCCCGUGUGUUGUAGCGGCUCCACUACUGGACUCUUGCUUGGACUUUCGGAAGUGCAGUGAAGGGACGUCACGUCCGAGUAUCGAAAACGACCUGGGACUAACGGUCCCCCCCAAACCAGAGCCCAGGGGGACACAGACACGGCCACGGCGAGCAACUGAUGUUAUUCGCAGUGAAGUUCCAGGGAAAGAGCGAGAACAAAGACACAAAUCUCUACCCUCUUUUCCAACCGACCAGAGUUCAUGCCUGUCUGUGGCUACCGACGACAGCCCAUUUCCUCAGCCUGAUGAGCUACUCAGUUUCUCCGAAAAAGUUAUGCCCCUCCCAGUUCCAAAGCCCCGCCUUCAAGAAACACCCCUGCCACAGGACAGCAAAUCCCAGGCAGCUGAUAAAGAAAUAGUGUCCAGCACAACGACUCUGCAGAGUCCUGAUAGUGGUGACUCAGGUGAAGCAGCAUCCACUGAACACGAGGGCAGACUCUUUGAUGGAUGCAAUGACAGCGAGGGAGACUCUCCCUCAAGUGAGAUUCAGCUGGUUUGCACUCCCUCUUCUCCCCAUUCCAGCAGCGACCCCAAAGCUGGAGAGAAACCACACAGAAUUGAGCCCUACCCUGAAGCCCCACUCAAUUCCCAACCUGGUGUGUUCCUUCACUUUGAAGGAGAUAGGAAGGAGGAACCUGACAUUCCUGAGGGAAUGUACAUGGAAUUAGGCACAUCACCAUCUGAAGUAGAUGUCCACUGUACCACUGUAGUCCUGUGCAGCAGCAACUUAGGGUCUCCAGUUUUCCCAGAUGGUGGUGUCAGAGAAGCAGAGCAUCCGCCGUUCUCAAAAGUGCACAACCCCCUCCCCCCCGCCCCUGCCAAACCCCUGCCACCACUAAGGAUGCAAAGCACAAACACGGACAGGGAAAUGAGGAAGAUCUAUGAAACUCUCACCCAGAAGGUUGUGGAAGAACUCAAGGAGAAGUUCCCCAGCAAUAGUGAGGAGACUAAGUCCAAGAAGGAGACACACUUGAAGAAGGAGAAAGGGCAUAACAUUUUCCUUUUCUGCAAGAGGUCCCCCACACACGCGACAGCACCAUCAUCUUCCCAGAAAAUGAAGUCGCCCUUGGCAGAGCUCAUUUUGUUAACCUUUAAGAGCAAGGAGAACAUUCAAGAACCCCAGGAAGCCACUGUGAAUACUCAGUCAACCUCAGCGCUGGAGAGCCCUGAGAGAGAGUCUGAGGGGGAUACAACUGUGAAAGACUGUAGGGAUGCGUCUGACGCCACCUCCCCAGCCACUCCACUGGGCAUACAGGCAUGUCUGGACCAGGAAGAAGACAUGUUGCCCCACCUGGCAAAGGAUGUUCAAGACACAAUGUCAUCUCUACAGUGUGUCAUGAGUAAGACGUCCAUCAGGGAGUGCCAUAUGUUCCUGAAACCAUUCUGGAAGGACCGAACCAUUGUGCUGAACAGUGGAGUACUGACACAACUAAACAAGCAGCAACUGCUGCUCCAAGAGAGCAUGUAUGAGGUGGUGACUACAGAGCAGUCCUAUUUGAAGAGCCUGAAUGUGGUGGUAGACCUCUUCAUGGAGUCGCCUACCCUCAACAAGGUCCUUGCACCUCGAGACCGCAAAUCCCUCUUCUCCAGCAUAGGCAGGAUCCGAGAGAUCAGCCAAAAUUUUCUAGAUGCCAUGAAGGUGGAGCUGGGAUCAAAUCUGUACUGUAAUGUGUGUGAGGUCAUCCGCCUCCAUGCCAGUGGAAACUUUGCCGCCUACGUUAACUACAUACGCAACAUACGUUACCAGGAGCAGACUCUACAUAACCUGGGGAAGGAAAACCCCCAGAUAGAGGAAAUUCUCAGACAGCUGCAGGAGGACUCCCGCUGUAACCGUCUGCCACUGAAGUCCUUCCUGGUUCUGCCCUUCCAGAGGAUCACACGCCUUAAGAUCCUGGUGCAGACUAUUCUGAAGAGGACGGACCCAGGAUCAGACGAGCAGUUAUCGGCAGAGAGAGCACUGAAGGAGGUAUCAAAGGUAGUGGAGGCCUGUAACCAUGAGGUGGGAAGGAUGCAGCAGAUGGAGGAGCUGGUGCACAUUGCCAACAAGACAGAAUAUAAUUGCAAGGGUCUUCCUCUGGUCUCUUCCUCCCGUUGGCUCGUGAGGCAAGGGGAACUGGCUCAGCUGACUGACAAGGGGAACAUCUUUGGCCAAAGGAAAGGCUCUCCUGUCCACUUGUUCCUCUUCAAUGACCUGCUGUUAGUCACUAUCAAAAAAGGGCUCGAUCGCUUCGUGGUGCAGGAUCAUGUCCACCGCUCCCUCAUUGAGAUCGCCGAUGAGGCGGAAGAGGUGGAAUGUGAGCUGGAGAACACCUUCCUGCUGGUCCUGCUGAAGAACCACAAAGGGACCACUUCUCGCUGCCUGCUGAGAGCCCCUUCCUCGGAAGAGAAGGCCAGCUGGGUGGAGGCCCUGAAACCACGGAAUAGUGAGAAAAAUGAAAUGUAUGAAGAGUGGGACUGCCCCCAGGUGCAGUGUAUAGCAGAUUACUCUGCCCAGCAGCCCGGAGAGCUGAGCCUGCUGAUUGGGGAUGUCCUCAAUGUGAUCCAGAAGACCAAUGACGGCUUCCUGGAGGGCCGGAGGCCGGUGGACGGGGAGAGGGGCUGGUUCCCCAGCAGCACUGUGGUGGAGAUCUCCAGCGAGUAUGUUCGGCGGAGACACCUGCGGCAGCGUUACCAUGUCCUGCAGGCCGCCAACCGGGUGCUGAGACGCCGCAUCAUGUCCAGGGGCAGCGUUCCCACCACCUGCUGAGGUUCCCUGAGCCUGGACCCCGAAUGCAUAGCGUUAGAUUAUAUUCAAGAACUGGGAAAGGUGAUUAUGUGUUGUAAAUAUCAUUAAAGCAUUUACAUUUGCUUGGAUUUUGCACAGGAUGUAUGUUCCACAUGAAGUGUUUUCUGGUAAGAUUAUGGUCAACCUGUCACUAACCACUUUCACUAAUGGGUUAUUUUUGGUUCAAGGUUGCCAGUUGACGCAUAAUGGUUAGUAAAACCAGUCCUUUCUUUUCACAACUGGACCAGAGGUAGACUUGGUGGACAUCACCUGUUCAGUCAGGUAACAUACGUAGCCUAAUAUUAUUAUACAACAACCUUAUAAAUCACUUAAAAAGUUUUUUUUUUAAGUGAAAAAUAACACGCACACACUCCUUUGCACUGUAAAAUUUACAACGAUACCUUUUGUAAAUGUCAUAUGAAUGUCGCAUUAUUAUUUUUACGCAGUGGGUAGAAUGAAAACAUCAAAA